UCGAGCAAGUUUAGUUACGAGUUUCUAUCAGAGAGCCCGGAUUCGAAGGCAAGCCCUCAUUGGCUCUGAAAUCGGUGAUUCCAGGCACCGGCUCCCAUCGUUCUCUUGCUCCCCAGGGACAAGUUUCCCCUACGCGAGCUCGCCACGGCGAUUCGAAACCCGAGGCCUCGCUCCCCCUUCGAAAUAAAUCACAUAGAAUAGAAAGGCUCCUUUUAACCCGCCGCCCCCUCCGGCGAAGCCGCCUCCCUUUUUGAGAGCUAAAAAGGAACGGAGCAAAAGAGGUAUCGUCUUUUUUGAUCUACCUUCUCCCGUCUAUUGGAAGACGCGAAGCAGGCAAGAGGAGAUAUUCUUUAUUGGACGGACGCGCUAGGGUUGCCGGCCGAUGGCGACUAGGGUUUGGAGGAGCUCCAUCCGGGAUGGCCUGUUCAAGAUGCUGAAGUCUGGGCCGGUUGGCGGAGGCUUCGCGCCGAGGCUGGCGAGCACCGCUGCCGGCAUCGGAGGCGUCCCGAAGAUCCCGCCAUCGUCCAAGAAGGGAAGGUUAUUAACUGGAACCAUGAUAGGGCUAGCAAUAGCUGGAGGAGCUUACGUGAGUACGGCAGAUGAAGCAACUUUUUGCGGGUGGUUGUUCAAGGCUACAAAAUUUUUGAACCCAUUCUUUGCAUUGCUAGAUCCAGAGGUUGCUCAUCGCUUGGCAGUUUCCGCUGCUUCUCAUGGCCUUGUUCCUAGGGAAAAGAGACCUGACCCAGCAAUACUGGGGUUGGAGGUUUGGGGGAGAAAAUUUACAAAUCCCAUAGGUCUUGCUGCUGGUUUUGAUAAAAACGCUGAGGCAGUUGAAGGCUUACUAGGACUAGGCUUUGGCUCUGUCGAAGUUGGCUCUGUUACUCCUAUUCCCCAGGAGGGAAAUCCUAAGCCUCGUAUCUUCAGAUUGCGCCAGGAGGGUGCUAUAAUUAAUCGAUGUGGGUUCAAUAGCGAAGGUAUUGUGGUGGUUGCAAAGCGUCUUGGUGCCCAGCAUGGUAAGAGGAAGAUGGAAGAAACUUCGAGCUCGUUACCUUCAUCAGGUGGUGAAGUAAAGCAGGGAGGAAAGGCAGGUCCUGGCAUUUUGGGCGUUAAUCUUGGCAAAAACAAGACAAGUGAAGAUGCAGCUGCUGACUAUGUUCAAGGAGUCCAUACUUUAUCUCAGUAUGCUGACUACUUGGUCAUAAAUAUCUCUUCACCAAACACUCCCGGGCUUCGCAAACUUCAGGGGAGAAAACAACUGAAAGAUCUUGUUAAAAAGGUGCAAGCUGCUCGUGAUGAGAUGCAAUGGGCAGAGGAGGGUCCACCACCAUUGCUAGUGAAAAUUGCACCUGACUUGUCUAAACAGGACCUUGAUGAUAUUGCGGCGGUUGCUCUUGCUCUCCACUUGGAUGGGUUGAUCAUAUCAAAUACAACUGUUUCAAGACCAGAUCCUGUAAGUAGACACCCAUUAGCAGGAGAAUCUGGUGGUUUAAGUGGGAAGCCUCUCUUUGAUCUGUCCACCAACAUUCUCAAGGAGAUGUAUAUUCUUACUCGGGGAAAAAUUCCCCUUAUAGGCUGUGGUGGCGUUAGCAGGGGUGAAGAUGCAUAUAAAAAGAUUCGAGCUGGAGCAACACUUGUUCAGCUUUACACAGCCUUUGCCUAUGGUGGACCAGCGCUCAUUCCCCAGAUAAAGGCUGAGCUAGCAGAGUGCUUAGAGAGGGAUGGUUUUAAAUCUGUCCAGGAAGCAGUAGGUGCAGAUUGCAGAUGAAACAUCCAUAAUUCCCAGGAGGCACUGGAUGUCUCUAAAAUGCGCCGUGCCAAUGGCAAGUUGCUUUUCAAUCUAUUGAUUUCCUUGAGCAAGUUAGCUCAGCUCAUCUGUGAAAACACCCCAAUUUACCCCAUAUGAGAAUUCAAGAUGCGGCUAGUUUUCUCUUAACAUUGAGCGAUUUCAUCAUGGGAUUUUAAAUUAUAUGUAAGUUUUGCUGCCUCUGUCUGCCCUCUCAUCUCCAUAUUGGCUAUGAAGUUUCGGUUGAUACAGGUGGCUUCCUAAGGUGUUCUAGAAACCUGCAAGUGAUUUGGAAAUUUUAGGAUUCUUUUAUUACUCAAAAAUAUAUAAGCACAAAUGGUUUUGGGAGACGGACUUUUUCAAUUUCUCAAAAUAAAAAAAAAAAAUCCUGUUGGCUUCCUUCCUCUUUCUUAUUUUGUUGUUGGUUGGUGGAAAAGGAUGGACAUUAUUUUACCCCUGAUCUUUUUGUAAGCUGUGUUGUAAGCUUUUCAGAUCCUACGAUUUUAUUUA
Phoenix dactylifera (date palm) is the source of this 2293-nucleotide messenger RNA. Its product is annotated as dihydroorotate dehydrogenase (quinone), mitochondrial. Lineage: Eukaryota; Viridiplantae; Streptophyta; Magnoliopsida; Arecales; Arecaceae. Gene Ontology annotation, biological process: pyrimidine ribonucleotide biosynthetic process; 'de novo' pyrimidine nucleobase biosynthetic process. Gene Ontology annotation, cellular component: mitochondrial inner membrane; cytoplasm. The record is from RefSeq and is a predicted model, not a curated record. Gene Ontology annotation, molecular function: dihydroorotate dehydrogenase activity.